Molecule: messenger RNA, 1116 nt
Organism: Fusarium venenatum
Lineage: Eukaryota; Fungi; Ascomycota; Sordariomycetes; Hypocreales; Nectriaceae
Source: RefSeq, a predicted model, not a curated record
AUGGCAGCCACAGAGACCUUGUCGGUACCAGAUGAGGCUUUCCUCAGCGAGAGCAGGCAAAAUGAGGUCUAUGCUACUCAUAUUACAUUUUUUGUUCUUAUGAUGAUCAUUGUGCCAUGUCGUUGGGCAGCAUCGCGUUUAACUAAGAAGGCAUUGUCGUGGGAUGAUUGGCUUGCGUACUUCGCCGCAUUCAACACAAUAGGCGUUUUUAUCGGUAGUAUGCUGUGGCUCAAGUUCGGCUUAGGAAGGCAUAUGGCUGCGCUGAUACAGGAGGACCCGAAAAACAUCGAGCGAUUUUUUAAAACGAUUCUAGCCAACGAGAUACUAUACACGACAGCUUUGGCCUCCGCUAGGCUAUCAUUGGUAGCUUUCUUUUACCAUAUCUUUGGUGUAUCAAGCAUGCGUUACUUCCUCCACGGCUUUGUUGUUUUUAUAAUCGCCUGGGCAAUCUCUACGUGGCGCAGCAGUAUUAACAAUGAUAGUGUGGCAAUUGGAGGAAUUAUUACCGACAUCGGUCUGAUGAUCAUUCCUAUACCAUAUAUUUGGUCUUUGAAAGUUUCUCUUCAUCACAAGAUUCUGAUCGCGGCUAUGCUUGUUUUUGGAAGCUUCGCGUGCUUUGUUACUAUCAUCCGCCUUACCAAAGUUAUCACUGUCGACUUGACAGAUCCUACAUGGGGAACUGUUGACCUGAUGAUUUGGACUGGUCUAGAGGUAUAUAGAACGCCUAACAACCCAAGUGCUGUUAUUUGCUGUUGCUUGCCUACCUUGAGGCCGCUGAUCAAGGUGGCUUUCAAGAAGUUGGGAUUGGGCCAGCUGAGUUCAUCCGCUGUUACAGAUAACGAGAGACAAGCAUCGGGUACUGGCGGAAUGUGGAGCACCAAGCCACGAAAGACCAAGCUGCAUUCAGAGGAUGGGAUUCUCGGUACCAGUGAUGCAGACGACAUGGAGUUGAAAAAGUCCAAGUAUUAUGAACUAGGCUCAAUCAAUGGUCACGCCAGCUCACAGACCUCGAUCAGAGAGCAUCAAAGUCCAGUAAAGGUCUUACUACGAGAGGAACGAGCUGAGGACCUGGCCGUAAAGGUCCGCAACUUCUUACUUCUAGGCAAUCCCCUAUAA